This is a messenger RNA of Thlaspi arvense, 1737 nucleotides long. Lineage: Eukaryota; Viridiplantae; Streptophyta; Magnoliopsida; Brassicales; Brassicaceae. The record is from the annotation of a GenBank genome assembly.
AUGGAGCCGAAUCCAACCACGAUGUGGAGUUCUAUAGUGAAGAAAGAUCCUCCUUCAAAGCCUCCGGCUACCGAUGGAUCUCCGGCAGCGAUUCUCGGAAUGGUUGGAAGCUGCAAAUCGACUAAGGGGAUAUCUGUGGCGGUUAUUGACGCCAACGCCGUCAUUGAAGGAGGCCAGAGCUUAACCAACUUCGCCGACAAAUUCGUAACCGUCCCUGAAGUACUCUCCGAGAUUCGUGACCCUGCUUCUCGCCGUCGUCUCGCCUUCAUCCCCUUCACUAUCGAAACCAUGGAGCCUUCUCCUGAAUCUCUCAGUAAAGUUGGUAAAUUUGCUAGAGCGACUGGUGAUUUGCAAACUCUAUCUGAUGUUGAUCUCAAACUGAUUGCUUUAACAUAUACGCUCGAGGCUCAGGUUCAUGGCACCAAAAAUCUCCGAGAUAUUCCUCCACCGAUUCAAACUGUUAGAGUAAAGAGAUUACCUGAGAAGGAGUUACCUGGUUGGGGCUCCAAUGUGGCUAACUUGGAGGAGUGGGAAGCAUUAGAAAACGAGGCCGAGGAGAAAUCCAACUCCAACUCCAGAAUCCUUCCGCUUAAGGACCUUAACAUGAAUAUCCUACCUUCGGACAACUGUUCUGAGGCUGGUUCUGUUGCCGAGUGUCAAGAGGAGGAUGACCAUGAAGGUGAGAGGAGGCAGAAGCGAUACCCGCCCAAGAAAACAGAGGUGAAGCUUGAUGGGAAGAUGGUAGUGGAAGGAAUAGAUGCAUCACGUGGCGAAAACGAUGAGGAGGAUGCUGGUGAGUGGAGACCUGCGGUUAGUAGCAGUACUCACAGAAAGUUCCUCAGGAGAAAGGCCAAGUGGGAACAUUACAAUGCCUUGGCUGAGAAAGAAAUUCAGCAAGAUCAAGAAGCUGAGAAAGCUGGUAACUUGACUGAUCAGAUGUCUAAAGACGCUGAUGAAAAGCAUGCGAAAGAUAGCGGAAAGAAUGAGGAGGAGCUUUCGUCCAUCUUAGAAGAUAUGAGGCUGGAGGAAGAUUCACUCCAGGAAGGGCUUGAAGAGACGAAUGGUGAGGAUGAUGAUGUCGAAGCUGAGGGGAUCGAUGUUGCUAGUGAUGCUGGGGAUACCUUUGAGGCAUCAUCGAUGGCGGAUGAUGGUAGCAGCGAGCAGAGCUGGUCGCUGAGAGCCUUAUCUGAGUCCAGUGUAGCUUGUAUUACCGGUGACUAUGCGAUGCAAAAUGUUAUUCUUCAAAUGGGUUUGCGUUUGCUUGCACCCGGAGGUAUGCAGAUCCGCCAACUAAAGAGGUGGAUCUUGCAAUGCCAUGCUUGCUACACAGUAACUCCUGAAAUCGGAAGAGACUUCUGUCCCAAGUGCGGUAAUGGCGGCACUUUACGCAAGGUUGCGGUCACAAUAGGCGAGAAUGGCACCAUCAUAUCUGCGCGUAAACCACGUAUCACACUUCGAGGGACCAAAUAUUCGAUACCAAUGCCUAAAAGUGGAAGAGACGCAAUCACCAAGAAUAUGGUUCUACGGGAAGAUCAACUUCCUCAAAAGUAUCUCAAUCCCAAGACCAAGAAGAAAGCAAACAAACCGGGGGAUGAAUACUUCAUAUCAGACGAUGUGUUCAUGAACCAUCACAGUGAUAGGAAGGCACCAUUGCAGCCUCCUGUGAGAAAAGCUAUGGCGAUCUUCAGCCAGAAACGGAACCCUAACGACAACCACUACUCUCGCUCUAUGCACUGA